Messenger RNA from Bombyx mori (domestic silkworm), 2692 nucleotides. Its product is annotated as hippocampus abundant transcript 1 protein. Gene Ontology annotation, biological process: transmembrane transport. Gene Ontology annotation, molecular function: transmembrane transporter activity. Bases 686 to 2125 code for a protein of 479 amino acids. The transcript has a single exon. Gene Ontology annotation, cellular component: membrane. NCBI's taxonomy places the organism in Eukaryota, Metazoa, Arthropoda, Insecta, Lepidoptera, Bombycidae. The record is from RefSeq and is a predicted model, not a curated record.
AUUGCAAUAUUUACUAAAAAUCUGUACAUAUAUAAACUGUAUAAAAAUAGAGUUAAGCCUUAUAAAUAACUAGACAUGCGCUAAAAUGUGGAUUGCAUGCAAUAUUCAGAUCGAUCAAAUUACUUCGAGGAUAAAGUAUUAUUUUCCUAGAAGAUUUGAAGAUGAAUUAAGGCAUUACCCACGAAAUAUUUCGGAGUAUCAACUUUUCAUUUUUUUUUAAUUACUUCGUUGGAUAGCUGCGUUCACAGCCCACCUAGUGUUAAACGGUUACCGGAGCCCGUAAACUUCAACAACUCAAAUGCCGCCACCCACCUUAAGACAUGAGUUUGAAAUCAGUUUUUACAAUACAACGGCUGUCCCACUCUUCAAGCCGAAAUUCAUUAUUGCUUCACGGUAGAAAUAGUUAGUGCGGGCUCACAAGACGCCCUACCACCAGUAAAUUAUGUUUCAUUUAUCUUCUCUAAUCUGUCCAGGCUACGCCUAUUAUUGUAUUUUUUCGACCGUUCUUUAAAUUUUUUUACUCUAGCAACAAAAUUAUCGAAUUGUUUUUCAAUUUUCCAGUAAAAUUUUGACGUUGCUACAACUUGCUCGUUCAUAUCUAGUUUUACCAAUGUAGAGCUUAAGGUUUUCUCAAAAUGUCCGUAAUUUAAGUAACAUCUAUUUAUUUAAACGGAAUACAUCUUAAAUGACGCCCACGAAGACCACUAAAACCGAAGUAGAAAUGGUGAUACGGAACAGAAAAACAGUUAUGAAAGACGGGAUAAUGACAAUGUCUGGAAUCGGCGAGCCUUCUGUUUUUCACGCUCUGGUCGUUAUUUUUUUGGAGUUUUUCGCGUGGGGCUUGCUCACUAUGCCGAUAAUAUCGGUACUGAACGCGACCUUUCCCGACCACACGUUCCUGAUGAACGGAUUGAUCAUGGGAAUCAAGGGCAUACUGUCUUUCCUCUCCGCGCCACUCAUCGGAGCCCUGUCGGACGUGUGGGGCCGCAAGUUCUUUCUGUUGGUGACGGUAUUCUUCACAUGUGCCCCGAUCCCGCUCAUGACUAUCAAUACCUGGUGGUUCUUCGCGAUGAUCAGCAUCAGCGGAGUGUUCGCGGUCACGUUUUCGAUAGUGUUCGCGUACGUGGCUGACGUGACGACCGAAGCGGAGCGGUCUCGCGCGUACGGCCUCGUCUCCGCUACGUUUGCGGCUAGUCUAGUCAUAUCACCCGCUUUGGGUGCCUACCUUAUGGAUUUGUAUGGAGAGUCCCUCGUCGUGGCUGCCGCUACCGCUGUUGCUGUACUGGACGUGUUCUUUAUUAUGGUCGCGGUGCCUGAGAGCCUCCCAGAGAAAGUGAGACCAACCGGCUGGGGCCCUGUCAUCAGCUGGGAACAAGCAGAUCCUUUUGCUGCACUGAGGAAAGUUGGUGCUGAGCGCACUGUGCUCAUGCUAUGUGUGGCAGUAUUCCUCUCCUAUCUGCCUGAAGCUGGACAGUACUCAUGCAUAUUUGUUUACUUGAAACUAGUGAUGGGUUUUGGUGUAGUGCAAGUGGCCAUAUUUAUUGCUAUUGUUGGUGUUUUGAGCAUCGGAGUGCAAGUUAUUCUUGGAUUUUUGAUGAAGUCUCUGGGAGCAAAACACACAAUAAUGGUGGGACUAUUGUUUGAGAUGCUGCAAUUGAUGUGGUAUGGAUUUGGCAGUCGUACGUGGAUGAUGUGGGCUGCCGGUGUGUUAGCCGCACUUGGUUCCAUCACAUACCCAGCGAUCAGUGCUUAUGUGUCAGUAAACAGCCGUGCAGACCGACAGGGAGUUGUACAAGGCAUGGUAACUGGAGUCCGUGGACUUUGUAAUGGCCUGGGUCCAGCCAUGUUUGGAGUAAUCUUCUAUCUCUUCCAUGUAGAUUUAAAUGAAGGUCAUAACAAAACUGGUAGGAUUCCUGAAGAGAGGCAUGCAUUACUGGUUCCUGGGCCACCAUUCGUUUUGGGUGCAUUACUCGUCAUUUGUGCAUUGCUGGUGACCGCUUUCUUACCUGAGGAGGAUUCAAAUGGAAGACGUGCACCAGCCGAUCUCCGAUUCGAGAUGGAGCGUGGGCGGCGUGUUGCUGGCCCUCUGUCUCCGCUCAUGGCGCCCGAAUCAGCAGCACUCUAGCCGGCGGUCCAGGCGGGGCGCGCCGCCAGCGUGUAACUCGCCGACGCUCCUGUGAGUGAACUCCUGUGAGUGUUUCUUUACCAACCUCGACAUAUUGCAGGGCUCCUACGUUACGGUAGAGAGUUGAUCAGCUUAGUCUGUUGCGUGUUUCCUAAGCUUUAUAUGAGUUAAUAAAAUAAAUGAAAGUGAACUUAAAAACAUGUGAAUAGUUUAAGUCACUCAUAAAAUUUGAGCAUUUAUGAUUAUGAGCUGAGCAUCACAUGAUUAGAAGCUGAAGUAUUUAUUAACUUUAAGUAUUUGUGUCAAAAUGAGUAACGCUCAGAGCUGGUAAACAUUAUUUAAGGUGUUGUAUGUCCACAGUGGUUGAACAUUAUUUAAAUUGUCAUGCCAUUGUCGUAUAUGGUGCACGGUGUGAUAAUUUAAAUUAUAUGCAAAGCAUAUAAAUUUAGUAUCGUAAGGUAAAGAAAAACACAAUCUUCUGUAUGAUAUGUCCUGUCCAAUUUAGUAUUUUAUUAUGUGUAAAAGUAAGUAAUUAAUAGUUGAUAAAUAAAAAGCUAUAUUUUAAAA